This is a messenger RNA of Anopheles funestus (African malaria mosquito), 5937 nucleotides long. RefSeq names its product serine/arginine repetitive matrix protein 1 (gene Srrm1). Gene Ontology annotation, molecular function: RNA binding. NCBI's taxonomy places the organism in Eukaryota, Metazoa, Arthropoda, Insecta, Diptera, Culicidae. The transcript has 5 exons. Gene Ontology annotation, biological process: mRNA processing; regulation of mRNA splicing, via spliceosome. The coding region runs from base 451 to 4542 and encodes 1363 amino acids. The record is from RefSeq and is a predicted model, not a curated record. Gene Ontology annotation, cellular component: spliceosomal complex.
ACAGGUUGUCUGUGCUUUUUUUGUCGUAUUUUUUCUCUCUUUGCCUGCUUGCCGAGAACGCCAUUUUGCAAAGGCCGCGCGUACACUUUAUGUUUGCGAGUGAAAAACUUGCUACCGCAGUGUGAAAAUUACAGGCACACCAUCCCGAAUUCAAACACUUAACGAUGUGUUUAUCCUAGGGAAAUAAGUGGUGCUUCCAGUGCACAGAAAACGGUCCGUGCUCCACCUCAACCACGGCUAGUCCGGGCCGCCCUUUGAUCGAACGUUUUGCCGGGGCCGACGAAAUAGUUGGCGGACGCAAAGAGGGUGAAAAAAGUGGUGAUUUUUCGGACGAUUCUAGUGCUCUGGUGUUUUCCCAGUGUUACCGCGCCGCAAAAGAUACUCCGACCGUAAAGGCGGAACGUGCUGCAGUUUGAGUUCAGUCAACCGAACUGAAUAAACGGCCUCAGGAUGAUGUUCACUGGUACGAAUCAGCAGCAGGAUUCCCGGUUCUCCGACAAGGAGAAGAAACUGCUGAAGCAAAUGAAGUUCAGUGACAAUCUCAACAAACGGGUCGAUAUGUCCAAAGUGAAGCUGGACGUAUUGCGACCAUGGAUUAGCCAAAAGAUCACCGACAUGCUCAACAUCGAUGACGACGUUAUCGUGGAGUUUGUGUACAACCAGCUCGAAGAGGAAAAGUUUCCCUGCCCGAAGAAGAUGCAAAUCAAUCUGACCGGUUUCCUCAACGGAAAAAAUGCUCGGCUAUUCAUGGAGGAUCUAUGGUCGCUGCUGUUAUCAGCGCAGGACUCAGAAACGGGCAUACCGGCGGAGUUUAUACAGGCGAAAAAGGAGGAAAUUUUAAAGCGCGAAGAGGAAGCUCGGUUUCAGGAGGACGGUGGUCGCGGACACCGUUCGAGAAGUCACACUCGCGAUAAGGACGACGGUGGCGUGAAGACAAAGCCCAACAAAAGCGCUCCUCGGCAAAUGUACAAACCCGAACCGGAGGACUACAUCGAUGAGGAAGAAAAAAUGAUCGAAGAGUUCGUCGAAGCCGAGGUUCCGAAGGAAUCAAAAAAGGCUCAACCGACAUCCGCCCUACCGGUUGCUACCGUGUCUCCAGAGGAAAUGACAAAAAGUGAAAAUAAACUUACGGAUGUGCCGGAGAAAAGUUUAAAGGAUCACUCGUCUACGCGCCGUAAAUCGACGGAACGCGCAAAAUCCAGCGAACGUAACAGCGAUUCGAGAGCACGAAGAAAAUCUCGCGAUCGCUCACGAUCCCGUAAUGAUCGGCGGGCAGCGUCACGCGAUCGUAGAGGAUCCUCCCGCGAAAGACGGUCUUCUAGAGACCGUCGGCGGUCCCGUUCACCUCGGCGUUCUGUAGAUCGAUCGCGCAAACGUUCUAGUCGAUCGCCAAGGGAUAAACGGACGAACGAUCGCGAUAGACGGCGUUCGCGAAGUAGCUCUCUUGCGAGAAAAGAAAACAAGAACAGUAAUGGAAACUCUGCCGCAUUAUCUAAGGUGCAAUCUAAGCUGAUGAACAUGGCGGAAGGAAAAAAAUCAGCGACAAACAAAAAAAGUCCUAGCCACUCGUCAGCAGAUUCGAGAUCUCGCAGCAGGUCUGGAUCUGCCACUAAAGAGGGUAACCGCAAGAAGAGUGCUAGUCGUUCUCGAUCCCCAUCUAAAUCAAGAUCGAGAAAAGCGAAAAAGGGUAACCCUAGCUCCCGAUCUCACAGCUCGAAUUCAAAUUCAUCCGGUUCAUCGUCGUCCAGCGAUAGCGAGGACGAUAAGAAACCAAAAGCCACCGUAGGCUCUUCAAACACGACUGGUAAAAAGCGUAACGGACGGAACAGUCGCAGUCGUAGUCGAAGCCACAGCCACAAUCGCCGUGAUACAUCGAGAAGCCGAUCUGGUAGCAGCCGGUCAUCGUCAUCGCGUGGCCGAAAGAAGGAUGAUUUCGAGAUCCAGAAGAAGGAAAAUAGUGUCCAAAAGAAGCGUCACUACCGUUCGAACAAGGAUUCAACCGACUCGGAAGCCGAUGGUGGUCGUAACUCGACAGCCAAAGGUUCCGCUGCCUCGCGUCGCCGUCCGGGUGAUGGUAAUGGAGGCGGAAGAUUUGGUGGCCGAGACAAUAGGAAUCGCGAACGACGAUCGCUGUCGCGCGGUCGCGCUCGUGAUGAUGGACCAGGCCGUGGGCGUGGUGGUCGUUCAAGCUCUCGCUCAAGAAAUCGAUCCCGUUCGCGGUCGCGCAAUCGAUCUCGAUCGCCAAGGAGACGAUCUCGAUCGCCUGGUCGCCCGGGUGGACGUGGAAAUGUGCGCGACAGUAAUUAUGGUCGCCGUCGUUCUCCACCCACAUCACGUCCAGGUGGUCCCGGCAGGGGGGCAGACCGAGACGUUCGCGAAAGAGAGAGAGACCGUGAACGAGAGCGGGAACGUGACCGCGAGCGCAAUCAGCAGCAACGCUACACAGGCGGUAAUGGACCGGGUCGUCGCGGUUCUUCCCGAGAGCGCGAUCGUGAACGAGGGCCGGGCGAUGGUGGCGCAAGAGGACGUGACACAUCCUCGUCUGCUCACACCGGUGCCAACAACACUUCUCACAAAUGGCGUCGUUCCGAUGAACCGCAGAGAGGUGAACCUCAACGACAUCGGCAGGAGAUGGGUCCACCGGCAUCGAACCGGUAUGAUGAUCGUGAGCGAAACCACCGCGAAGCGGGUGGCAAUCGCUCUACAGUUGGUCGGCGCAGCAACAGCACGGAACCGCAAGAUCGGUUCAAAGGUAACCAGGGAGGUCCGGCUCGAGGUGACAAUAGGAAUGCUUCUCAGAGUCCUGCUGAAUCCAGCGGUAGUCGACGCUCGGCGACGAGAACAUCCAACGCGAGAGAUUCUACUGAACUGUUUGACGAUGCUGGUAAUGGUAGGGGUAGUGGUGGAGGUGUGUCAUUGGAGCGUCACCAUAAUUCUGCCGAGCGUAUACGAUCGGAUAAAGCAUCGCUCAGAGAAGAUAGCACCGAAAAGGAAGAAAAACUACGUGCGAUAAAUUCAUCGGGCUCUAGUGGUACUCGCAAGCAGCAAACAGAUCCUCCAGUCGUUGCAGCAGCCACAGCGACUACGCGAAGAUCAAAUGAUCAACAAACACCGACGGUUCGCGAAGCAACCAAACAGCACGACGAGAGUAGAAAGCCCGCAAAGUCUUCAUCUUCACAGACCAACAGCUCGCGGUCCGAAAGGGGAUACAGGAGCACUCUGUCGAGAACUCCAUCUCCCUUCCUGAAACCGCAUGAACGCGAAGCAGCCGCUAGCUUGCACGUUAACACAUGCAACACUUUUGGCACGAGUGGCUCUUCAGCUAUUUCUGCGGAUCAGAGAAAGCAACAGCAUCAACAGCAGCAGCAGCAACAACAACCGCAGCAAAAGUUAAUUAAGAGCAGCAGGCAAAAGAAGCGUGCGAGCUCGGAAAGCGACGACGACGAUAGUUCUGGCAGCGAGAGUGAUGAAUCACAAGAAGGAAAGCAGCAGAAAAAGCCAGCAUCUAGCAGGCGUAACGUCGAAGGUAACAUGGAAGAGGAGAAGGACGAAAAUGACAAAAAAGCCACGGUUGGUCACAAAAAACGGAAAUUAAAACGAAAGCAAGAGUCGAAAAAGCGCAGCAAACAACAACACCAUCGUCGCUCUUCGUCAUCUUCGUCGUCGAGCAGUGGGGAUGAUGAGGACGACGAUCAAGACAUCGACGAGGAGGAUCAGUCAUCCGGUGAAGAAAAUAAACGUAAAUCUCGUGCAAAGGAUCGUCGAGAACCAAAGAAAGCGUCUGGUUCGGGUAAAGGGGCGGUGAACAUGGUGCCAUCUGUGGAGCAUGAGCACCGCCGUAAACAGCAGCCUGUCCAUGCAAUGCAGCUUAAGGAAGGGGACAACCGUAAGAUGCAUCGGGACAGUACGUCUUCGGUCGAACAGCAGCAAAGUGGUGGAGGUGGCAAGAAACGAAAGCAUUCCACUUCCGAGAGCAAUUCUAGGGUACCUAUGCAUCCUGAAGAAUCGACCGCUACGAAGAUGCCCGUCUCGAAAGCUGCGAUCAGCUGCACAAACAACAACAAUGUGUCCUCGUCAUCCUCCUCCGCCAAGGGCAAAUCCGUCACCAAAGUGGCAACGGUGGUCGAACCCAUCAACCGUUCGUCCUCUUCGAGCGAUGACUCAGAUGAUCGUGUAUCGGAGCGGCAACGGAAGAAACGGCGCAAGGAGAAAAAGCGUCAGCGGAAUGUGUCACCCGACGAUGCUAGUGCUUCGUCCGGUAGCAAGCGCAGUAAGAAGCACAAGAAGCAUCGUAAACACGCGAAAAAACAUAAGAAACACAAGAAGCAUAAGAAGAGCAGCAAAGCAAGCGGCAAGUAUCAUCGCAAUAGCUCUUCGUCCUCCUCGGACGAGGAGGAUGUUGGUGCACCGGUGCGUUCCAAAAAGAGUAUCCUAGCGAUCGGUGCCGGUGGCGUCGGCACGGUGAUCAACGAUGAUCUGGAAAAGCAAUUGCGCGAACGGGCCCUUAAGUCGAUGAAAAAGCAGCAAAGCAUUUCCGACUGAAGACAACGGUUGCAAGGAAAUGGAUCAUGCAUGGAUCAAUGGAUUGUAUAGAUAGGCUAUAGUGGUCGAUCGCAGAAAGCAGAUUGCGAAUGAUUCGAACACACAGAUUUCAAACAUCGGCUAAGGGUUGUCGAUCAUCUUUGUCGAUCGAAUUCGGAUCAAUGCAAACACGUAAUUGCAAGUGCUUUUCUCUAUUUCCACACCAUUUUAUCGACGAUACAGCGACAUAAUAGAGCAAAGAUAGUUAGUGGGUCUUGAGGGUACGGUUUUUCUAAUCGUAUCGAUUUACUCUUGCAAACAUUACUACUUAGAUUAUUAUGGGGAGGGGGAAUCUUUCGGGGUGGAUAUGUUUGUGUGUGGAAAAGCACUUUUCACGUAUGACAAAAACACCUAAUAUGAGGGUUCACUUUAUGAUUAGAGCAAAGCAGAGAUAGCGAACAAGAGAGAGCGGUAGGAUUUGGGAUGAAAUAGACAAGAGAUUAGGUGUCGGGGUUGAUCAUGCUAGAUUGUGCAACGAUUUUAAAGCAAACGUUUUGUACUUUUGCUUUAAGUAGUUACACUAAUCUAGACAGGGAGAGAAUCUUGCUAGCAAAGUUUUAAAACAUGUGUUACAUUUAUAAUUAAACAAAGUCAGUUUUAACACUGGUGACGAAAGGUUUUUCAGGAUUCACCCACUUGAUGUUGCCAUGACGACGACGAUGACAACGACGAUGGUGUGUAUAGUAAGCUUUCUCUUCGUUCGUUCGUCACCACAUCUAUGGCGUACGCCGUCAUGAAAAUUCUGGCCACCCCUCUCUCUGUCCGUGUCUCUCGCUAUGGAGAUGUAUUGUUCUCUUGCAAUUUUAACCAACCAGUAUUCCAAUCGGGAAACUGUUGGGCGUAUGUAAUGAUGAGGCAAACAUAUAACUAUGAAACAAGCAGAGUAAGAUUUAAGUAACCAAAUUAGACUAGUACGUGCGCAUACCCGUUAAGAAAAAGUAAUAAAUUAAUGCAAUUCUUUUAUCCCUCCAUGUUUCUCCUUUUCCUCGCUUUUCUUGCGGCGAAUAAGGCGUAGCGGAAUAGCAUCAUCAACAACUGACACGCCACGAAUGUGACAUCCGGCAUGGAAAGAUGUCAAAGCAUACACUAGUAACCCGGUAAAAUGGAUUCUGUGAGCAGAAGCUAAAGAAGGGGGAAAACAGUUUAAACUAGAUUGAAGUAAAUUAUGCUAACGACUUUCGAAAUGUUUAACAAUCCUAACGGAUUGGAGAACCGUUGCUGCAAGAAGGGGAAAAAUCAACCAACUCUUAAAUCUUAUUCGAAGCGUGUGAAAAAACAAAACAUUAUUAUUGGAAAGUUGUAGAAACACAGAAUUCAUCAAAGCGAAACACAAAUAAAGAAUAAUCAUAGAAAAUA